Alternaria incomplexa is the source of this 666-nucleotide messenger RNA. RefSeq names its product Depudecin biosynthesis cluster-specific transcription activator dep6 (gene DEP6). The record is from RefSeq and is a predicted model, not a curated record. The transcript has a single exon. Lineage: Eukaryota; Fungi; Ascomycota; Dothideomycetes; Pleosporales; Pleosporaceae. The coding region runs from base 1 to 666 and encodes 221 amino acids.
AUGCCUUCUGUUCUAGACGUGGGUACCAAACCCGGUCUCGAGAUAUCGUCCUACGCAGGCUGCGUUCUAAUGGUCGAGCUAGCCUUGCGCUGCUUCGACCAUGGGCAACAACGUGACAGAACAGGUUUCUGGGACGAUUACUACGCCCUAGUCAAGAAGACUGAUGACCUCUUCGUUCUCCUCAAGCGUCAUCUCAACGCGACUUCCAUUCGUGAAGACCCCGUAGCCUUCAGCCUCUACAUGAAUUUGCGCGCGACUGAAAUCUUUUCUCAUGAAUCAGCUAUCACAAAGAUCGAGGAACAAGGACUACCGUCAUCGAUGAUAACCGAGAGCCAACGUCGCUCUAUCGCCGCAGCUUUCCAAAUAUGCAGCGCGGUAGGGCUUAAUCUGCCAUCGCCGCGCAAGGAAAGCAGCGAUAUCAUCAUGUUGCAAGCUAUCUUCAUUGCCUGGCCUUUGACUAUGGCACUAAAAGCAUUACACCGCGAACUCGUCAAUGGCGGGGGAAAGGCGACUGCCUGUGGUGUGGUCGCUUCAACGCGCUUGCUUUUCGCGGCUCUAGAUCACAUUGAAGAGUCGGAAGGUUACUGGCACCAAAGCGUAACGCAUCUUGGGGCUAAGCUGCAAGAAUGGGAAGAAAAGAACGGGUUGGAAUCGGUGGCUCUGUGA